This is a messenger RNA of Prunus mume (Japanese apricot), 2352 nucleotides long. Its product is annotated as cation/H(+) antiporter 3-like. Gene Ontology annotation, molecular function: antiporter activity. Lineage: Eukaryota; Viridiplantae; Streptophyta; Magnoliopsida; Rosales; Rosaceae. Gene Ontology annotation, cellular component: membrane; endomembrane system. Gene Ontology annotation, biological process: proton transmembrane transport; regulation of pH. The record is from RefSeq and is a predicted model, not a curated record.
AUGGCCCUUGUUUGCGUGGAAAUCCCUCCCAGAGUUCACUCAGCCGGUAUUUGGAGAUAUGGUGGUGCGGUGCUAACUUCUGGUGGCGACGGAAGUUCUACAUUUCCAGUCCUCGAAAGGCAAAUGGGUUUGGCUUUCUUCACCACCCAAAUCCUUCAUCACAUUCUCAGGUGUUUUGGAAUUCCCGUCUUUGUCUCUCAAAUGCUGGCAGGUUUGAUCCUUGGUCCAGGGGUUCUGGGGAACAUCCCUUCUUACGCCAAAUUCAUGUUGAGCAUUGUGAGUCAGAACGUAAUUGGCACACUGACACUGUUUGGGUACUCGAUGUUUUUGUUUCUGAUAGGAGUGAAAAUGGACAUAGGCAUCGUACUUAGAACAGGGAGGAAGGCCUUGUACACUGGCGUUCUCGCCUCGCUUAUCCCUUUAAUUCUCAGCCUUCUCUCCCUUAAAUUCCUCACCAAUCCAAAACUUUUCCAGCUCACCAGAAAAGAUAUAUCCAACCUUGUCUUUUCAGCCAUCACCAACUCCCAGUCUUCAUUUCCUGUCAUCGCCUGCCUCCUCGGCGAACUCAAACUCCUCACUUCUGAACUUGGUCGCUUAGGACUCUCCUCCGCUAUUGUCUGCGACAUCUUGAGCUUGUUUCUCCGAUCUUUCACCCGUCUCGCUUCCCGUUCCAUGAACAAAGGCCAAACCGCUGGCCUCAUUCCUACUCUUCAAACCGCUUUCUUCAUGCUUGUCUAUAUCUUUGCUGUUGUUUAUGUGGCCCGCCCUGCCAUGAAUUGGAUCAUCCAGCAGACACCCAAAGGAAAGCCUGUUCACAAAGGCUACCUCUUCUUCAUCAUGCUCGUCGCCCUAAUCACCGGCCUCUUUUCCUACUGGUUGGAUCAAUUUUUCUACUUUGGCCCUUUCAUCUUUGGCUUGGCUGUCCCCGAUGGUCCCCCGCUCGGCUCCAGUCUCAUUCAGAGGUACGAUUUCAUGGUCUCCGCUGUUCUUCUCCCGCUCUUUGUAACCUCCAAUGUGCUGCUGGUGAAUCCCAAAGACAUGAGUUUUCAAAGCCAUGUUGUCAAGGCAAAUGCCACCCUCCUCCUUGUGAGUACCGCCGCCAAAUUGAUAGGCACUUUCGUGCCUGCGGUCUUCUGUAAGAUGCCUCUCAUGGAUGCUCUCGUGCUCGCUCUCAUCUUAAGCUGCAAAGGUGUUGUUGAGUUGGGCAACUUGGCCACUGAUGGCGAGACUUUGGACAACGAGGUUUAUUGUCUCAUGGUAUUUGCUAUCCUAAUCAACGCAUGCAUUGUGCCAUUGCUUGUGAAGCACUUGUACAAACCAUCCAGGAAGUAUGCAGGCUAUCAGCAAAGAAACGUCUCCUGUCUCAGACCCAACUCUGAGCUCCGCAUACUUGCCUGCAUUCACAGACAAGACAACAUUUCCGCCGUCAUCAAUUUGUUGGACGCCUGCUGUCCAACCAAAGACAACCCCAUUGGCCUCUAUGUCCUUCACCUCAUCCAGAUGUUCGGCCAAGCCACCCCUCUUUUCAUUUCCCACAGAAUGCAGAGGAAGACCAUCUCCAACUGCGCCUACUCAGAGGACGUGCUUCUUUCCUUCUUUAAUUUCGAGCGCGACUUCUGUGAAGCUGUCACAGUCCACCCUUUCACAGCCGUGUGUCCAUCCGAUUCGAUGCACGAGGACAUAUGCACCCUUGCUCUCGAUCGGCUCGCAUCUCUCUUGAUCCUCCCUUUCCAUCGGCAUUGGACUCUGGAUGGCUCCAUCAAAUCACAGGAUCCGACCAUAAGGUCCUUGAACAUCAGCGUCCUCGAAAGAGCACCGUGCUCUGUUGGAAUUCUUGUGAACCGUGGCCCUCUGAGACAGCAAGGCAAAUCCACCUCAUCCUCACAAGCACUGCAAUACAAAGUUGCCUUGAUCUUCUUGGGAGGAGAAGAUGAUAGGGAGGCAUUGGCCUUAACUCAACGGAUGGCAGCUGAUCCGAGCAUCAGCCUAACAGUCUACUAUCUCACAGCCUCGACAGACAGUGACGUCCCCGACUGGGGCCGGAUUCUUGACAUGGAGAGCUUGAGGAAUUACAAGGAGGCCUAUGUUAGCAAUGACAGCUAUGCAUUCUACACAGAGGAAGUGGCAGAAAACGGACCCCAAACUGUGGCGAUACUUCGGAAUAUUGUGAACCAAUAUGAGCUUUUGGUUGUUGGGAGAAGAAAGAACAUGGAAACCUCUCAAACUUCAGGACUUGAUGAAUGGAGUGAAUUCCCGGAGCUUGGUAUUGUCGGGGACAUGAUUGCCUCUGAUGAUUUCAGGUGCAGAUGCUCUAUCUUGGUGGUGCAAAAACAACAAUAUACGACUUCGUAA